Messenger RNA from Bombus impatiens (common eastern bumble bee), 3137 nucleotides. RefSeq lists its product as uncharacterized. The transcript has 2 exons. Bases 1258 to 2061 code for a protein of 267 amino acids. The record is from RefSeq and is a predicted model, not a curated record. NCBI's taxonomy places the organism in Eukaryota, Metazoa, Arthropoda, Insecta, Hymenoptera, Apidae.
AAAGAAAACGGUAUGUACGUGAUUAGUGUUUGCCCUGCGCGCGAAAUAUCGACAUGAUCGUCGAUCGAGCCGACAAUCGGUCUGGCUCAUAUGCGAUUCCGAUCGGACAUACCAUUUCGUUUGCACUCCCACCGCGGUUGUACCCUAUUUUCGCGCCUUCUCUUUCCCCUUUCUUCGCUUAUCCUUCCAUUCCUUUCUCUCCUUCUUUCUCUCUCCUUCUCCCACUUCCGACCGAAAACAGAUUCGGGACACGACAGUCGGUUCUGCAUGCCGUUCCGUGUCACACGCGCGAACAGACACGGAAAUCUAAUUUUCACCGAAGAACUUAUUACCAACUGUCACGUGAAUAUGAUGUACCGCGAGAAACACGCGGGAGUGGCUCUGUCAUUGUCGAAGCCACGAUUGAAAGAACGGAUUCUGGUCGUGGAAACACGCCAUUGUGUCAACUCGACAAAGGAACGCUCGUUUCGGCGCCUCCCUUUUAUUCUUCCAACUCCAGAAACGAGACGUUCCAUUGUACGCUGAAGUACGAUACUGUUUUCUGUCCCUUACCGCUUCGUGGACAGAAUUUAGAGAGAGUUUUACAGUUUGAACGAGGAACAACAGUUCCACGGAUUGGUCCCACUUCUCGAAUAAAUCACGCUUGUAAUUUCCAACUUUUCUCUUUGGUAAAUGAAAUGCUUGAAAGAAAACUUCCUACUUUCCUCCAAAACAAAUCAGUCGCACCUUUGACAAACCUUCAACUUUUUCCAGGUUUCAAUCACUCUAAAGACAGUCCAUUCUAGUUAACAGCUAUUUAUCCUCAAGGUUUCUACAAACCUGUGUUUCACGUUUAUAUUUCUCGCACUUUAAAAAUGAACAGUACUGUUGUUGAAUUUUUACCACUCCAACAAGUAGUAAAAUCUGUAAUUCAUCGAUUCCUUUAUCAGUCGAUUAAAAUUUAAUUCGAACGCAAAAAGUGGUCAUUAAAGUUUAAUAAAAUUGGCUUCAGUACAAUAACUGUCAAACUUAUAUCACUCGUGGAAGUAAUAAAAUUAGUAUUCCAUCGAUUUUUACUUUCAGUUGAUUAAAGUCUAAUUUAAACACAGAUCAUAGACGAAGUUGAUAGAUCGCUCGAAAGUGAUCUCGCUGAAAAGGAAAAUUAAUUUCUAUCGUUAGACGAUACGUCACGAAAAUGUACGCGUUGUGCAGUGGCUAGCCAGUGAGACGCCGAAAUUAAAAUUCUUGACACCACAGCCCUUGCACGUCGCUUGCCAAAUGGUUCAAACCGAUCCCACCAUCGAUCACGAGUCGAAGUAUAAAAGAAAAAUUGACCUCGAGACAAACAGUCAAAAUCCUCGUGUCCGUCCAGUUCAAUCGAUCAUCAUGAUGAAAUCAUUGAUCGCGAUAUUGGCGUUGUUUUCGAUCGCCAUCGUCGCGGCUGAAGACGCCAGAAGCGUGGAGAUCAGCCUAACCAAGACGAUGGACGAACUGAAUAAAAGGGACACCAUCAAGAUCUACGGUGAUAUGAUCACUUUGGAGAAGGUAGACAUUAUGGAAGAUGAAGAGGCUGCAAGAGCUAGUCAGGACCCUCUAGUGAGCAAGAUCGAACAGUUCUUGAGGAACAGGAAAAUUCAUGUACAUCUACCAAGCGAUGGAUCUUCUGCCGACAUGUUUGGCAGAGCUAUGGGACAGAAGGACAUGGAGAUUGGCCUUAGAGGUCUGACUACAGGAGCUUCUGAAGCCCGAACCAAGCUGAAGAAGAUCGUGUUGCCGUUACUACUGGCUCUCAAACUCAAAGCCAUGAUCGUCCUUCCUAUUGCCAUCACUCUGAUCGGUCUGAUAGGCAUCAAGGGACUCGGUGCAGGUCUACUGUCCCUUCUUCUUUCCGGGGCGGUCGCUCUCAAGGCUCUACUAACACCACCACCACCCUCCUAUCCCACCAGGGUCUCGUACGGAAUAGUAAAACCUGAAGUUCACCACGAACAUUGGCACAGGUCACAGGAAGAAGUGAAUCAACCGUACAGAGGGUGGGCCCCGGAAUUCGGGCCUGAGCAGUAUCCCUACCAAGACAUCCCUUAAAUUCGGUCUUCAAGUUAAGAUUCAUCUUCUCAUCCCUUCAUUUUAUUUAUUAUCUCCUCUCUAUUACUCCCAUUGUGUUGAAUAAAGACAUCGCGUCCUUUCGUUUCUACGAUCUUGCGCUUUCUUUUAAUUUCCACCCUUCCUAAUUUUCGUGUUUUUCGUUAUUCUCAUUCCUCGAAUUUUCCAUCCAACCAUCGAACACAUCGGUGCACUUUCCUCUCUCCGCUGGAGCGGACAGCCAUUGACAGCUAAAAUAAUUAAAUAAAUAAUUGGAAAUCUAUAACCGCCGAGGUAAAGCAGGUUAUCACGGAGACGGGGAAGGCUAACGACCCAAAUAGGAGUCGUGCGACGCGCUCGGUGGAGAGAGAACGACAGGUGGGGAGAAAGGAAGAGGUAGGGGAGUAGGAACAGGAAGGAAUCGGGGUCACUGUGACAGGAAAGGUGGGAAAAGUGGCCGAGCCGGUGAUUGGCCAUUUCUGCUUCCCCCUGGGUGAAUUCUCAGGAUCAAGGGCACUGGGUCAUUACCUCCACGUGGACUCCCACUUUGCGUUCUCCCCUCUUCGUCGAGCGAUCAUUGCCUCCCCCCAUUCAGAGUGGAGAGACGGCGAGUAACGGUAUCAGUUGUGAUUAGGUUGCGUGGAGAGGGCAGAAACCUUGGGUAUAUACAAGCCGAUCGAGAGGACAGCACUGUCAAGAGAAUGGAGAACUCGAGGCGAAAAGAAGUUAAUGAGUCGAAUGCUGGGUUACGGUUUUGUUGAUAAAUUUGAUUACCACCGGGCAUUUUAAAGUUCUUUGGAAGUAUUUCGGGAAAUCGAUAAGAAUACAUACUUGGAGUAUUUUACAAAGUCUCCUCUCUCUUAAAUCUUCUUUUCUCUAUCUUCAGUAGGAAAAGGUUAAUUUAAUGAAGUUGUUGUUUCAUUUUUAUCGAAGAUUGGUUUUGUUACAAAUGUCUUGGUUUAAGAGUGAGUUUGCUUCUCUUCCUUUGUCGAGUUCAGAAGUUGAUUGAAAUAUUUCUGAAUGCUCUUUGUUGAUUUCCGAAGUCGAUAAAAAGUUUAUUAACCGUGAUUUUUUAAUUC